Molecule: messenger RNA, 1167 nt
Organism: Brugia pahangi
Lineage: Eukaryota; Metazoa; Nematoda; Chromadorea; Rhabditida; Onchocercidae
Source: the annotation of a GenBank genome assembly
AUGCCAGCACUACAGAAUAAUCGUGGUCCAUUCUGGUACCACAUAUGGCUUGACGUACGACAUAUACCAAUAGCUAUCUAUAGAAUAAUAUCUAAUGGUAGUUAUAUGCUUAUAACUUUUGCCAUGGCUGUUGAUGGAUUUAUUAUAACGGGUGCAUCGACAUUCAUGUCAAAAUAUCUUGAACGACAGUUCAGCGUUGCACCAAGCAAAGCAAAUAUGUUGAUUGGUUGUAUAAUGGUUCCAAUGGCUGGAAUAGGUACAAUGUUCAGUGGUUUCAUCGUUCAACGAUUUCGUUUAAGCUGUGUUAAAACUUUGAAAUUUUGCAUAGCAUUACUAAUGUGUACGCUUAUCUUAUCACCAAUGUAUCUUGUUUAUUGUGAUCACGAUCCACUUGCUGGAAUUGAAGAGCAUUAUGAAAUGGACGUUGCUUCAAAUUCAGAUCAGAAUAAUAAUGCUACAGAAAUACUACCAUCUCUAAAAUCCACCUGUAACCGUCAUUGUGACUGUGUUCCAAGUGAAUAUCAUCCAGUAUGUGCUGAGUUUUAUAAUGAAAAGCAAAUCUCUUUCUAUUCGCCAUGUUUCGCCGGUUGUCGGCAAAAUUAUGAACCGCUCAGAAAGAUGUAUUACAACUGUUCAUGUGUGCCUGAAAAUACUAGAUUUGGAUAUCGGACUGUUAAGAAUGGAUUGUGUGAAUCAAAGUGUAGAGGACUUUUUGCAUUUCUUGCUCUAUUUGCUCCGUUCUGUUUUUUUGCAUUUGCUGUUGGAGUUCCAUUAAUUUCAGUAGUGUUAAGAACAGUUGAUUAUGCUGAGCGUUCAUUUGCGCUUGGAAUUCAGUGGAUUUUGGUGAGAGUUAUUGGCACCAUUCCUGCACCAGUUCUUUUUGGAUGGAUGUUUGAUGUGUCGUGCAUUCGUUACAAUUUAGAUGUUUGCUCCGGAAAACAAGGAAGCUGCAUGCUAUAUCAGAAUAAACUUUUGGCCGAUCUUUUUCUUGCUUUCAGUGUGAUUGGUCAGACAAUUGCCAUGGUGUUCCUAAUUUGCACAUUAUUAUUUUUCUCAUCCCAAAUGCGUGACGAUCCAUUGCCAACAGAAGCGGUCAUUGAGAAUUCAGAAUUGAAUCAAGUUAAUGAAGAAGCAGAAGUGAAUGUGCUGAAACAGCACCAGAAAUAG